Molecule: messenger RNA, 2173 nt
Organism: Gadus macrocephalus (Pacific cod)
Lineage: Eukaryota; Metazoa; Chordata; Actinopteri; Gadiformes; Gadidae
Gene: fgf12b
Product: fibroblast growth factor 12b
Biological process (GO): regulation of cell migration; cell differentiation; animal organ morphogenesis
Cellular component (GO): cytoplasm
Molecular function (GO): growth factor activity; fibroblast growth factor receptor binding
Source: RefSeq, a predicted model, not a curated record
GCCACACCCCUGCGGAUCGCCUCCUGUCUGACUGGACCUCUGAGCCAUGGCAGGUUGUUUGGACUACUUUCUCCCGACGUGGGCCAGGUAGUGGGUCAAUCAGGGAAGGUGCUCCGGCUAUGUGUGCUGUGAUUGGUCAGUGAAGCUGAUCCAAGAUGGCGGCCGCCAUCGCCAGCUCCCUGAUUCGUCAGAAGCGGCAGGCGCGGGCGAGCGGGGAGAAGGUGGUGAGCGGGAAGAGGAGGUCCUCCCCCAGUAAGGAGAAGCGGUGUGGGAGGCAUCUCCUCACCCUGCUCUCCAACGCCCGCUUCUGCUCCCACAAGAAGAAACCUGUCCACCGAAAGCCAGAGCAGCUGAAGGGGAUCGUAACGCGGCUCUUAGGUGAACACGGCUUCUACCUCCAGAUGCAGCCCGACGGAACCGUUGGCGGCAGCAAGGACGAGAACAGCGACUUCACUCUCUUCAACCUGAUCCCGGUGGGUCUGAGGGUGGUGGCUAUGCAAGGUGUGAAGGCUGGACUCUAUCUGGCCAUGAAUGGAGAGGGCUACCUGUACACCUCGGAUAUCUUCACAGCAGAGUGUAAGUUCAAGGAGUCGGUGUUUGAGAACUACUACGUCAUCUACUCCUCCACACUGUACCGGCAGCAUGAGUCCGGGCGCGCUUGGUUCCUGGGCAUCAACAAGGACGGAGGCAUCAUGAAGGGGAACCGAGUGAAGAAGACCAAACCCUCCUCUCACUUUGUACCACGGCCCAUCGAAGUGUGCAUGUACAAGGAGCCGUCCCUCCAUGAGAUCGAGGGCCGUCUUAAGGACUCGGAGCUGAACAUGGAGGAGGGCGAGAAGGGAGGAGAGGAGGAGGACGGGGAGAAGGGAGGACCACAGGACCUGCAGCAGGAGGACACGGCCCGGCAGGAGGCCUCGUAGCCCACGGCACCUCCCCCGCCACACGCACACCACAACCGCCACCCCGGUUGACACGUUGACAACCACCGCGGUUACCAUGACGAGGAUAACGACGACCACAGCUACCGUGACGACCAUCACGUACCCCGUUGACCAUGACAAACACCACCACCGUAACAUGACGACAACCGCCAUCGCGGUUCCCACUGUUCCCACAUGGUUACCAUGACGAUGACAAACACCACGGUUACCACCUUAACCAUGACGACAACCCCUCCAUGUUUACCGUGACAACACUGCCACCUCCAUUAGAAACGUUACCAUGAAGACACCCGCCACCACCAUGUUUACCACCAUGGCCAUGACAACAGCGUCAACCAGAAUUACCACGAUUACCAUGACAACCACCGCCAUUACCAUUACUAUAACAUUAUGAUGACACAGACGACAGCAGCCAAUAUUGUUACCAUGACAACAAAAGCCACACAUGUUACCAUGGUUACCAUGACUACCAUUACCAUGACGACUGCCACCCCAUGACCCGUCAGCGACAAAACACAAUUAAAAGCAAAAAUUAAGAAAAAAAAUCCUCUUCUUGCCUGUGCUCAAAUGUUUAAAAAAAAUGGAACUAAUUUUAUUUUGAGGAUAGUAAGAAGAACUUUGAUCACAUUUUAUGCAAAAGCCCUGGUGAGACCACCCAUCAUCGCCAUGACGACGGAGUGAGAACUUGAAGCCAUGUUAGGUCCCAAACUGCACUUUCUCCCCCACUACUAGAUGUUGUACAAUAUGUAUACUAAUAGACCCUCACCAUCAUCUCUCAUUGGGGUUAGGGGUCGGGGUUCCCAGAUAAAAGGGGGGGGGGGGGGGGGGGUUAGCAGACACUGCCUAUAUAACUGAAUGGUGGGGGCGGGGGGGGGGGGGGGGUAAGUACUGUGUUGAACUAGGAGAUGAUGAGUAGUCACCCUUCUAGACCAGAGUCGACACCUUUAAAACCUGGAGACCUAGACCACGCUAGGCUUUAAACAUGAGGACCUAGACCAAGAGAGACCUUUAAACCUGUCGACCUAGACUAAACCAGACCUUGAGACCCAGACCCAACUAGACCUUGACAAAGCUGACCAGUUAGACCCAGCUUUAGAGCUAGGCCAGCUAGACCCAGCUUUAAACCUAGACCCAGCUUCAGACAGACCCAGCUUUAGACAUAGACCCAGUUUCAGACAGACGCAGCUUCCCAGCUAGACCAAGCUUUAGACACAGACCCAGCUUUAGACAUA